Molecule: messenger RNA, 907 nt
Organism: Uloborus diversus
Lineage: Eukaryota; Metazoa; Arthropoda; Arachnida; Araneae; Uloboridae
Gene: Vps29
Product: vacuolar protein sorting-associated protein 29
Exons: 4
Coding region: 116-664 (182 amino acids)
Biological process (GO): retrograde transport, endosome to Golgi; intracellular protein transport
Cellular component (GO): retromer complex; endosome
Source: RefSeq, a predicted model, not a curated record
AAACUCAAACGAAGCCUCGGAUUUAAUAACCAGCUGAUCUCACAUCUCAACUCGAGAAUGUCGUCUUGCUGUGCUUUAAAUUUUGCCUGAAGGGGCGGAAUUAAAUUUUCAAAUUAUGUUGGUCCUGGUGCUUGGAGAUCUACAUAUUCCCCACAGGUGUCACAGCUUACCUCUGAAGUUCAAAAAGCUCUUAGUACCAGGAAGGAUUCAGCAUAUAUUAUGUACUGGUAACUUAUGUACUAAAGAAUCUUACGACUACUUGAAAACGCUGGCUAGUGAUGUCCAUGUAGUCCGAGGAGACUUUGAUGAGAAUCUAAAUUAUCCAGAGCAGAAGGUCGUAACUGUUGGACAGUUUCGAAUCGGGUUGUGCCAUGGGCAUCAAGUGGUACCUUGGGGUGACCCAGACAGUCUCGCCCUUGUACAACGGCAGCUGGAUGUGGACAUUUUAAUAUCUGGGCACACCCAUAAAUUUGAAGCUUAUGAACAUGAAAAUAAAUUUUACAUAAAUCCAGGAUCAGCUACUGGAGCUUAUAAUCCUUUGGACAGUUCUGUCAUACCAUCGUUUGUCUUAAUGGACAUCCAGUCAGCUACAGUUGUGACAUACGUAUAUCAACUUGUCGGAGACGACGUGAAAGUCGAGAGGAUCGAGUACAAGAAAGCAUGAUAGUCCGAACUGUUAACUUUCAUAUAGAAAAUUAUUCCAUUAUAAACACCUGGCUGGUAAAUUUGUAAAUACAUCAACGAUUAUUGUGAUUCGUUUUGUACUCAUAAAACUAUAUAUUCAUUGCCAAUAUAUAUUAUAUAUAUAUAUAUACACUAUAUGUAUAUCAGCUUGGUGGUCAUAUUGUUGUUGAAACUGAAAGUUAGCAAGAUGAUGCAGAGUGUCUAAUAGGUAAAUUAAAAUAUU